Messenger RNA from Penicillium waksmanii, 339 nucleotides. RefSeq lists its product as uncharacterized. Lineage: Eukaryota; Fungi; Ascomycota; Eurotiomycetes; Eurotiales; Aspergillaceae. The coding region runs from base 1 to 339 and encodes 112 amino acids. The transcript has a single exon. The record is from RefSeq and is a predicted model, not a curated record.
AUGUCUUGGCAUCUUGCCAACGCAAACCUCUUGAGCGCCCAGGAACAAAUUCGAAGACCAUUCGAGGAGCCAAGCAACAGAGGGACCCAAAACAUUAGUGGCAUAUCCGACUCGGAAUGCGUAGAGUUGGGUCCAUUGUUCGAGGAUCCGAGGCCCUUCACCUCCAACUACUGGCAGACCUUCGACUUUCUCUGUCGAUACUGGCCACCCAACACUACGACUUCCAGCUCGAACAACACACCUCAAAACUUGCAAACAUCUCUUGGAGAAAAGAAUUCAGGCAAUCGCCAAUCAUUCAAUUGUCGCGAUGAUAAUAAAAAGAAGAACAAGGACAGGUAA